AUUCAGUUAGUGACUUAUAACUCUUUCAUCCAAUAAAACUCAGUUAAUUUGUUAAAUAGGAGAGAAAAUCAAGACUUAACUUCAAGACAAAGUUGAUUCUCCUAAAAACUUACAUAAGAAGAAACAUUUAUUGCAAUAAAUAUAUAUUUCUUCAGUUACACUUUACUCAUUUCAUUAAAUGUCUUAAAUAUUAAGUCAUUAUGUUUAUUUUAUACGGUUAUAUAUUUAAAACAAGUGCCUGAAAAAUAUAUGGCCAAAAGAGGGCUGUGUAUAUGUCUUACCUAAAAGCUUCGAGUGUUUUAAGGCUAAUUUAAAUGUUCAAUGUACAUGUCUUACCCAAAAGCUUUGAGUGUUUUUCUUCAGAUACUUAUAUACACUUCAGAAAAACAUACAAGUACACUGACUAUAGGUUUGUAUAUGUCUUGUGUCUAAAACAAAAUAAAAUCAAAUCCUUAACUUAAGUUUUUUUUUUACAAUUUCUAGUGAUACAGAAUAAAGUUUAUAAUUAUAUACAGUAAAAAAAUUUCGAAACAGAAUUUUUAUGACCUGUUUUUAAAGAAUAUUGCAGGCAAAUUAAUGUACAAUCAAAAUAAAUCACCAUAUUCUAAAAAGAUAUAUGACAAAUUUUAUCAGAAGAGGUAUAGCCAUAUAAUUAUUUUUUAUACAUAUAUCAUUUUUCUCUUGAAAUAAGCAAAAAAAAUAACAGGGGAAAUAAUCAAAUUAAAUUUCAUAACAACAGGAAGAGGAAGUGAGUUAUUUCCCUUCCAUAUUUUCAUUUAAAACCAAAAGAGGAAUUUCCAACUUUGUCAAACAGAAAGUCAACACAAUAUUUUUUUCUCAAUUAUUUUCAAGACGUACUGAUGCUGUCAAAUACAACUUUAAAAGACAUCAAGGGCAAAUAAGCAACAAAUAAAAGUAUGUGACAAAAUAAAUUUAGUGAGUGACUUCAACAUUUUUCCUUUUACUAAUAUAUUACAGAAUGUUUCAAGAACAUGAGUACAGAGAAAACCUAUCAUUGAUGUUAUCAGAGGUUUUAGAUGACAUUGGUGUCAAUGAAAGAAUGGUGAUGAGAAGAAGAAGACAUUACAUGCUGAAAGAGACUUUGGAAAAUAUCAUGUACAGGUUAAUUGAUACAUUCAACAUGACUCAAUAUUAUCUAGGUAGUCAGAGUGAAGGUACAACUACUAGAGGACUUGAUUCAGACGUUGAUAUACUAGUCUGUUCCCAUGUUUACAAUAUAAUACAAGACUGGUCAGAGUGGGAACAUGGCAAGAGAAACUAUCUCAUGAUACAGGAUGAGAACACUACCCCUGGUUAUUGUUUCUUACAACUGCUCUUACGUGAAGUACCUCUUCCUGCCACUUACAUUCCUAAUGAACACCAUAUAACUGAUAGAAGUGGAAGAAUAUUGUUUAAAAACACAGUAUUACAUGGUAUGGUGCCAGGUGUUGUAGAGCAUGGACCAUCACUUGCUAGACAAGGACAACAUGGACUAUAUGAUUCAGACCAUGUGUUAGCUUUACCCUGUAAAUCCUUGCAUCAAUCAGCAUCAGGUUUGUUAGAUAGACAAGGUAUUGGCAGAUGGCCAACACAAGACAUGAGAAGAUAUGCAGCCAGUACUGGGUGUUUUGUAGUUCCAACUGGAAGUAAAGUCAGUGUAUAUCCUGAACUGGAAUGGAGAAUAUCUACAACAUUGGCAGAAAGAUGUCUUAUCUUCAAUCUGAAUAUAACACAAAUAAGGUGCUAUGUAUUAUUGAAAAUGAUUCUUAAAUCCUUCCUUAAUCCUCAGGAUGAAAUCAAUAUAUCAAGUUUCAUGUGUAAAACAGUUCUAUUACACUGUAUAGAAAACACAGAGUCAAGUAUAUGGACAGAGAACAAUUUAUUUAUAUGCUUAACAUACUGCUUAUUAGAAUUACAUAGCUGUGUACAGAAUGACCGUUGUUCACAUUUCAUUAUCAGAGAAAAUAAUUUGAUGGCAGGGCAAUUUACAGCUGAAAAAAAACAUGAACUAUUAAAAAAAAUAAGUGAUUUUUUACAGAAUGACAAACAAAAGUUACUUACAAUUGAUAUUGAUGAUCUUGGUCAUAGACUGCAAGUUAAACUGAACAUGGUACCAAAUGGAGCAUAUCAAUAUCUAUCUUCUAUUGAAAUGAAUGAACAUUUUAUGACCUCAGAAUAUUUAAACAAAGCAUACGUUAAAAGCUUAAAUCAUAUGCUUGUUUUAAAACAUUUACAAAAUAAAAACAUUCGAACAAUGAAGCAUUGUAUAGGUAAACUAAUUACUUUCAAUGUUAAUGGUAAUAGAUUAGAUCAGGCUGCAUUCAAGUUUCUAGCACCUUUUCUUUUUACCACCUUUGGAUCUAUCCUAGCAUCAUUCAGCAUUGGUGAAAAUGAUCAAGUGUCACCCCGAGCAUUGGUUUGGCUAUCAGCUGGUUUAAACUCAGAUAUAUCAUCUAGCAGACUCAAAUUGGCUUCAGUGCUUUACAGUACAGGAGAUAUGGAGAAAGCUGAACUAAUUCUGAGACACACUGAACAACAAUAUUACUCUUAUCCUGUUGUACUUAUCUGUGGCUGCUGGGAUAAGCCUCUACCAGCAGUAACAGCAGAAUACAAGAGGGUCUGUGGUGAACAAAGUGAGGACUGUAUCAAACAUAUUACAUCAUUCUGUGUCAGAUUUAUACAGGAAGAGAUCAACUGUGUUCCUCAUGAACUACAAUAUGAAAUGUUCAGAUCUACACAAGAUGACAGGAUACAUAGAGAUCAGCUUAUAGACUAUUGGAUGGACUGGGCUGUAGUUGAUUCUCUACCUUUUCUAUACUUCCUACACUACAAGAUCUACAGGCAUCUACAAAGACAUCAAGAUCAAAAACAAGCACUUAGUAAACUUAUAAGAACCAUAGUAACUGAUGUAAACCUUUCACAUAGAGAAACAGCCUUAAACAUCUUAGGGCAAUGUAUGGAACAAGAAAACAGACCUCAACACGCAUUAAACUGCUACCUGCUUUCUCUUCAACAAAGGGCAAGAAACAAUGUAGCAAUCAUACAUAUAUGUAAGCUCCUUUCUGGCUUAUUGGCUAGCCAAUAAUAAGGGGUCAAAAACAGUGACAGUGUUACAAAUUAAGUUUUUAAUGAUCAUAAUUAUACUGCUUGUUUGUAUCAAACUGACUCAGAUGUUAAAAUUAUGCCUGUCAUCAUUCUUUCUGUAACUUUUUAGUUUCAAAUAACACAAUCAAAGUGAAUGUAACCAAGUUUUUAACUUUUCACUACACAUUUGAGGGUCUUUCAGUUAUACUUUCAUACGAAUUAGCAACUAAUAUGUGACAUGAUAUUUAUAAUCUUAUACUGUCAUAAAGUAUGAAAUAAAAAAAAUAAAACUGUA
Molecule: messenger RNA, 3379 nt
Organism: Ruditapes philippinarum (Manila clam)
Lineage: Eukaryota; Metazoa; Mollusca; Bivalvia; Venerida; Veneridae
Exons: 2
Coding region: 980-3085 (701 amino acids)
Molecular function (GO): protein binding
Source: RefSeq, a predicted model, not a curated record